Cylicostephanus goldi is the source of this 594-nucleotide messenger RNA. The record is from the annotation of a GenBank genome assembly. NCBI's taxonomy places the organism in Eukaryota, Metazoa, Nematoda, Chromadorea, Rhabditida, Strongylidae.
AUGUAUGCAUCUCCAUCAUGUGAAGCAGACUCGCUGAGAAUUAUUGACUUUGGAUUUGCUAAGCAGUCCCGAGCUGAAAAUGGAAUGCUCAUGACACCAUGCUACACAGCUCAAUUUGUUGCCCCUGAGGUUCUGAAACGACAAGGAUACGAUAGAUCUUGUGAUGUUUGGUCGUUAGGAGUCUUACUGUAUGCAAUGUUAUCGGGACAAACGCCGUUUGCUAUGGGACCGAAUGAUCCCGCGGACGAGAUUCUGAAACGUGUCGGAGAGGGACGAACACCAUUUGCCAUGGGACCAAAUGAUCCGGCGGACGAGAUUCUGAAACGUGUCGGAGAGGGACGAGUUGUCAUGGAAGGCAAACCUUGGACCGAGAUCAGUGAUAGUGCCAAAGAUCUUGUCCGCAAACUUCUUGACGUUGAUGCGUCGAAGAGGCCCACAGCCAAACAGAUUCUCCAACAUCCUUGGAUCACUCAUCGCAACAGCAUUCCAGCAAAUACCAUCAUAAAUAAUGUGUACAAUGUGGAAUCUGUGAAGGGUGCAUUGGAGCAAACUUAUCGUGCAUUGACCACCACAAGUGCCGUAAAUUUACGUCCG